Molecule: messenger RNA, 569 nt
Organism: Rubroshorea leprosula
Lineage: Eukaryota; Viridiplantae; Streptophyta; Magnoliopsida; Malvales; Dipterocarpaceae
Source: the annotation of a GenBank genome assembly
AGACAUCAAUUCCGGAGGUUUUGAUCCCACUAUGGCUUAUGUCUUUAAUUUCGACAAGCGAUACUACAAUGUCUUGGAGGUGAACAAGACCAGCUAUGGAAGCUGCAAUGACCAGGGCUUUAUACAGAACAUCACUCAUGGUGGGCGUGAUGUGUUUCAACUCACAGAAGCAAGGACUUAUUACUUCCUCAGUAGUGGAGGCUACUGCUGGCAUGGGAUGAAAGUAACUGUCAAUGUCGAAACACCUCUGGAGGCACCUGUGCCAGCUCCUGCUACACCUCUGAAGGCAUCUGCACCAGCUCCUGCUACAAGUCAUUCCCCAUCCAAUUCUGGCACCGACCCCACAAGUUUGUUUCUUGUGCUUACCCUGGCUGUCUUUAAUUUGGGCCAAUAUUUAUUUUAAAUCAAGGUAGUUGAUUGAGAUAAUAUGGCAUGAAAUUAAGCUAUACUAUAGCAUUCAAGAUUUCAUUAUAUAGGACUCUUCAAAUUUCAAAAAAGACUGGCUCUGGCUUCUCAGUGUGAAUUAGAAAUUGUUUCUGGAACACAUAUAUGAGGUCUUAAUUUCAAUA